AUGGAAUUGCCUCCUGCUGAGCAGCAGAAGCUCUACGAUGAAGCCAGUGCUAUUCUCAGGCACUUAGACUGGACUGAUGUUGCUCAGCUGACUGCUCUGGUGAUGGGGAAUGCUGGUCUCCAGCAGAAGUUGACAGCAGUGCUAAUAAAUUACUUCUCCAAAGAGCUAAGAGCAGAAAUACAAUACGGAGAAUAA
This is a messenger RNA of Merops nubicus (carmine bee-eater), 195 nucleotides long. Its product is annotated as protein C19orf12-like. The transcript has a single exon. The annotation marks the transcript as partial. The record is from RefSeq and is a predicted model, not a curated record. NCBI's taxonomy places the organism in Eukaryota, Metazoa, Chordata, Aves, Coraciiformes, Meropidae.